AUGGUUUUAGCAGAUUUAGGACGAAAAAUCAAUGCUGCCUUAGCUCAAAUCAAUAAAGAACCUAUAAUCGAUGAGAAAGUGCUCGACGCGCUUCUUAAAGAAAUAUGUCACGCAUUGUUAGAAGCUGAUGUCAACGUAAGACUUGUAGGUAAUUUAAGAAAAAAUGUGAGAACUACGGUAAAUAUACAAGAGCUAGCAGCCGGAAUUAAUAAACGGAAAAUCAUACAAAAGACGGUCGUCGAUGAAUUAUGUAAACUUGUUGAUCCAGGUGUCGAGCCAUACAUUCCCAAACGUGGCAAACAGAAUAUAAUUAUGUUUGUUGGUUUGCAGGGUAGUGGUAAAACGACGACAUGUACAAAGUUGGCAUAUUACUAUCAACGUAAAGGAUGGAAAACAUGCCUUGUAUGCGCCGAUACUUUUCGCGCUGAUCCCGUCCAGAUAGCACACGAAGGUGUGGAAAAAUUCAAAAAGGAAGGAUUCGAAAUUAUAAUAGUGGAUACUUCUGGAAGACAUAAACAAGAAGCAGAGUUAUUUGAAGAGAUGAAACAAAUAUCCACUGUCGUUAAUCCUCAUAAUACAAUAUUUGUGAUGGAUGGAACUAUUGGUCAAGCUGCAGAAGCACAAGCAAAAGCAUUUCAUGAAACAGCAGAUAUCGGAUCAAUUAUUAUAACUAAAAUGGAUGGCCAUGCUAAGGGUGGUGGGGCUAUUUCUGCUGUGGCGGCUACGCAUAGCCCAAUAAUUUUCAUUGGUACUGGUGAACAUAUACAUGAUUUAGAGGGAUUUGAUGCCAGACGAUUUGUAUCUAGAAUGCUUGGAAUGGGUGAUAUUUCUGGCUUAAUGGAAACUGUACAGGAUUUAAAAUUGGAUCAAAAUAAAAAUUUGAUGAAAAAUCUUGAACAAGGAAUUUUUACGAUAAGGGAUAUGUAUGAGCAAUUCCAAAACAUAUCAAAGAUGGGUCCACUCUCAAAGAUGAUGCAAAUGGUGCCUGGUAUGUCAGAACUUAAUUUACAAGGAUCCGAUGAAUUGGGGGCUCAACGAAUAAAAAGAUUAAUGACUAUAAUGGAUAGUAUGAACGAAACAGAACUUGAUUCCGACGGGAAAAUCUUUCAACAGCAGCCGGCUCGGAUAUUACGUGUCGCUAGAGGUUCAGGGACUUCGGUGCAGGAAGUUGAAGAAUUGUUGGUCCAGCAUAAAUCUUUUCAGGGAAUGGUUAAGAAGUUUGGUGGAAAUAAGGGUAUACUUAAAGGAAUGGGUCCUGGUACGGAUCCUUCGAAAAUGUCGCCGCAAAAGAUGCAAGCUAAAAUGGCACAGAUGCAAAAAAUGUUGCCACGUGGUAUGGCUGGAAUGGAUAUGAAUAGUCUAAUGCGUCAAAUGAUGGGUGGAGGUGGUGGUCCUGGUGCCCCAGCAAUGCCUGAUUUGAGUCAAAUGCAGAAUAUGAUGAAACAAAUGGGACUUGGUGGUGGCUUUCCAGGUGGUGGUGGUAGACGAUAA
Molecule: messenger RNA, 1491 nt
Organism: Ambispora gerdemannii
Lineage: Eukaryota; Fungi; Glomeromycota; Glomeromycetes; Archaeosporales; Ambisporaceae
Source: the annotation of a GenBank genome assembly